Messenger RNA from Adineta ricciae, 360 nucleotides. The record is from the annotation of a GenBank genome assembly. Lineage: Eukaryota; Metazoa; Rotifera; Eurotatoria; Adinetida; Adinetidae.
AUGAUCGCAACUACAGGACAAUCAUUUAUCACUCGUGCAUGGAUCUCCGAAAGACUUUGCCAUAGCGAAGAUUGGGUACGCCGAAAUUGGAAUAAAACAACCGAAGAGUGCUAUACACAAUUUGGAAGUGGUCGACCUCAGGUGUUGUUGACCCAUAGUAGGCAUGCACCAAUCCCGAUUCCAAACAAUCCGAUUCCGAUUCUAGAAUCGGAAUCGAAUGGGAUUGGUUGGAAUUGGAAUUGGAAUCGAAUGGAAUUGGUUGGGAUUGGGAUCGGAAUCGAAUGGAAUCGACCCAUAAUUGGAAUCGGAAUCGAAUGGGAUUGUUUGGAAUUGGAAUUGGUUGGAACCAGCUGGGAUUGA